AUGAACGUAGAAAAAACAGUGGAGCACCUCGACGAAGCGGAACUCUGCCUCUCUAAGCUCAUCGACUUAGGAAAAAUGCUGGAAAGCACCGAGACUAUCCCACUAAAGGACUCAAACGUCUAUCUACCUGUGACGAAUCUUCCACCUAUCCCUAUUCCAAGGUUCAACGGAGACAUAAGAGAGUGGGGAGCAUUUUGGGGAGCAUUCAAUUAUAAUGUGCACUCGCGCAGGAUGGACGACCUCCAAAAAAUGACCUAUCUGCUGGACGCCCAUCAGGGAGAAACAAGAGAAUGCGUCAAGCAGUAUCAAAUUUCGCGAAGCACUCAUCCGACAGUAAUACAGCAUCUGAAAGAAAAGUACGACAAUAAACAAGCACUCGUCCGUCAUUUGCUACGCAGACUACGUACAACAGAAGCAAAGACGAAACGCCUCGAAGAUCAGGAAAAGCUAUGUGAAACCCUUUACUCGAUAGUUGUUCACCUGCAACAAAAAGGGAAAUUAAUCGAUACUAGUACUAAUAGAGGUGACCUUUGA
This is a messenger RNA of Angiostrongylus costaricensis, 534 nucleotides long. NCBI's taxonomy places the organism in Eukaryota, Metazoa, Nematoda, Chromadorea, Rhabditida, Metastrongylidae. The record is from the annotation of a GenBank genome assembly.